Molecule: messenger RNA, 748 nt
Organism: Moneuplotes crassus
Lineage: Eukaryota; Ciliophora; Spirotrichea; Euplotida; Euplotidae
Source: the annotation of a GenBank genome assembly
UGUAUAUAAUUGGGAUACUAAAUAUGGGAAAUACCUGAAUGAAGGAUGCUUCAGUGGAAGCUGAAGUUGAGAUGGGUUCAAAAAAUACUACCAGAACCGAAAGAAAAGACCAUACAGCUGUGAAGAAACUAAGAAGGAAGCCUAAGCUAAUCUUUGACUCUCUAAUCACAGAAGAUACAUUAAAUUCAGCAAAGAAAGUGAGGUUCGACAGCGAAGAAGAUUCAUCAGACAGUGAUGCAAUCCCAUCUCUCUUAACAGGAAAUUUAUUGAGCAAGAGUAGCAAAAGAGUCAUCAAGAAGGGGAAGGAAACCCUUGCCAAACAGGAGAAUUUUAAUUUUAAUCUUGAUUAUCUUCAUUCAAAUGUGAGGGAAAUCCUAAACCCAUACAACCCAUUCAGCUUAAAGACUCUGAAUAGAAAAGAGCUGAAUAAAUUUGAUAGCUCAAAGAAAUCUCAAAGAGAAGUCAAGUCUUUAAGUGUCUUGGCAGAUGGUUCUAAAUACAUAGGCGAAUUUCUGCCAAAAACCACCAUCAAAGAUGGUAUUGGAUGUCUGAUCAAUUCAGACGGAUCUAUAUUUGAAGGAUCCUUCCGAAAUGAUUUACCUUAUAAGGGGAGAUACAUCCUCAUAUCAGGAAAGAUUCUUGAAGGAAGAGUCAAGAAUUUCCCAUAACCUGAUUAAGACAGCAAUAGCUUGAUGAAAUAGAAGCAUUCAUCUCUAGUGCACACCAAGGAACUCCAUAUUCCUAAAUU